Rotaria sp. Silwood2 is the source of this 2805-nucleotide messenger RNA. The record is from the annotation of a GenBank genome assembly. Lineage: Eukaryota; Metazoa; Rotifera; Eurotatoria; Philodinida; Philodinidae.
AUGCUUGUCGUUGUUUUAUUCAUAUUAAUUUUUACCCCAUUAUCACAAUCCAGUGAUUCUCUUCUUCCUACGUACAAUUCAUCAACUCAUUGUCAUCAUCUGACUCUCAGUGAUGAAAAUCUCACUUUUGCUCUUUGUCUUCAACGUGCAUCAGAUAAACAAUAUCCAUUUAAUUUUUACACGUCAUCAUCAUUUUGUUCAAAAUCUUAUCCACCAGAUGGUCAUUUAGUUGAUUUAUUGUCUUUAUCUUCAUCAACAGUUGAUUUACUUUUUCAAAGUUUAGCAAAUCUUCUAAAGUCAAAUGAUCCUAAUAUCGAUUUACCGGAACCAAAAUUUUUUUGGAUAAAUUCAAAUCUCACACAGACUUUAACAAAUAAUAAAUUUCGGUGUCCAAAUCAAUGUCAAGGAAAAAAUGACUCAGACAAAUUUUUGAUAUUAAAAACACUUUGUCAAUAUAAUAACGAUAGUAAACCAUGUAUUACAACAAAAAAUACACAUUGGAAUCGUGCACCAUUUAUUUGUUUGACAAGACAAAUAAUAAACUCGGAAAAACAAAUAUCAUCAGAGCCUAUUCAUGUUUCGCCAACUUAUUCAAAUGAAACAAUUAUGUUCUAUGAUUCAACAUCAUGUAUCAUUGUUCGUACGCGUACACAUCAAUAUACAUUUUGUAUUCGUCGUCAAUCAUGUCCAGAAUCAAAGACACAUGCAUAUUGUACUAGUAGAAUUGAUGCACAACGUAUAUGUCAGGAAGAAAAAAACGGUUCGAAUUUAUUAACAAUAGAAAAUGAUGAUGAAUUUCAACUUAUAACUGAUGUACUAUCUCGUUAUUCCAAUGAAUCAGUACUUAUUAAUUCCGGUGAUUAUGCAGAUCAAAAUGCUUUGCGUGCACAAUGGUUGUGGAUUGAUGGAAGAAAAGGUUUUGAUAAUAUUUAUCGAUGGAACAUAAAUAAUAGAUUUUCCACAGCAAUACCAGAUAAAUAUUGGUGUGAUGGUAAAGCAAAUUGUCCAGGUGGCAAAGGACGUGAUCAUGUUGUUUUAAGUAUAAAUUGUCAAGCAGAUAUCGAAAUUUUUCAAGCUUGUCUAGCAUCAAGACUACAAUCAAAUCCAGGACCAUAUAUAUGUAAACGAACAUUGCAAAAAAACGAAGAAUCAGUUUUAAACUAUACUUAUCUCCGAGAUUUAAUUAUGUCUCCUACGACAACACCUAUUCCUAUUUCUACAACGCCAAUUCCUACAGCAACAACAUCUACUCCAACUACAACAAUACCUAUUCCUACUACAGCAACGCCUGUUUCUACUACAAGAACAUCUAUUACUACUACAACAAAACCUAUUGCUACUAAAACAAAACCUAUUACUACUACAACAAAACUUAUUACUACUACAACAACACCUAUUCCCAUUGUGCCAGUUUAUGAAAAAAAUUUCACAUCAAUUUAUUAUGAUGAACAUCAUUGUUUAACUGUUCAAACACGUUCUCAUUUGUAUUCAUUUUGUUUACGUCGACAAAAUUGUAUAGCAAGAAAAGCUUAUUGUACGAAAUGGAGCCUAGCUCGAAAAGAUUGUACAGUAUUAAAAAAUCAAGCACAAUUAUUAACUAUUGAAAAUAAACAAGAAAGAACAUUAGUUACACAUAUUAUGAAACAUUAUUUAAAUGAAACACGUUUAACAUUUAAUGGAAGUUCAUAUCUUUAUUAUCACUUAGCAGAUUUUAUAUGGAUUGAUGGAGUUCGACAAGCUGACAAAAAAACAUAUUUAUGGAAUAAUGAACGUGAUUCUAUACCAAAACAUUUAUGGUGCCCGAAAAACGAAUGCAAUUCAAAUAAACAUGAACGUGUUAUGUUGAAUGUAUUAUGCAAGAAAAAUAAUUCAUUACUUUGUUUGGGUACACGUAUUGAAUGGCAUCCAGCACCAUAUGUAUGUAAACGUGUACGAUCUAAAGAUAAAUGUCCAAUUUUAUUUGAUAAAAUACGUAAUAUAGAAUCGAAUGAAAUGUUAAUUGUGACAAUAAAUCGAACAGUAGUAUUUAUUACAUGUAAACAUCCAGAGUAUAAUACAGAAAUAAAAGUACAAUAUGAAUGUGAUAUUAAAACAAAUCAAUGGAAAUUAAUCUAUGAAAAUGUCAAUUUUAUUUGUCCUAAUUAUGAUGUUCCUUCGACACCUGCAUCAAUUAUUGAAAUUCAAUCAUCUCAGACGAUCCAUAGUUCAACAUCAUAUCCGGCAUCGAAUAAUUUAUCAUAUCCAAUACGAAAUAUUUCAUCAUAUACAACAUCGAGUACUUUAUCAUAUUCAAUACAGAGUACUUUAGGGCCAAUAAAAGAAAAUGAUUGUUCACAAUCGGAACUCUCAUCAAUAAUACUUCGUUUACCAACUGAAUCUCGUAAUAUUUAUUCACAGAAAUUAGUAUCUUAUUCAUCAUCAUCUUAUGAUAUGAGAUUAACAUGUUAUUUUAAUCAUUCAAUUCAAAUAACUUAUCGUUGUAAUUUAUUAAGUAAACAAUGGAUCUAUGUUCAUGGGAAUAUAAAUCGUUUUCAAAAAUGUUAUCAAACAUGUAGUAAUAAUGAACGACAUGAAUUAUUAAAUAAAUAUUUUACACAAUAUCAACAAGCAAAAAUUCGUACAAUAUAUAUACCAGAAAGAAAUUCAUUACGUGUAUCAUGUUUGAAUAGAGCUAUAAAACGACGGAUAGCAAUUAGAUAUAAAUGUGGAACAAUGACAAUAACAACACGACAAUGGUAUAGAUUAUAUUCAUGUUUUCAAUCUACUAUAGAAACAGAACUGCCGAGUAAGUUUAUAUUGACAUAG